Branchiostoma floridae (Florida lancelet) is the source of this 945-nucleotide messenger RNA. RefSeq names its product probable low affinity copper uptake protein 2. Gene Ontology annotation, cellular component: membrane. Gene Ontology annotation, biological process: copper ion transmembrane transport. The coding region runs from base 201 to 698 and encodes 165 amino acids. The record is from RefSeq and is a predicted model, not a curated record. The transcript is spliced from 2 exons. Gene Ontology annotation, molecular function: copper ion transmembrane transporter activity. NCBI's taxonomy places the organism in Eukaryota, Metazoa, Chordata, Leptocardii, Amphioxiformes, Branchiostomatidae.
AUCACCAUAAGGUCAAAGAUCAUGUUGGACAUGUACUAGUAGCUAUGCGGAAGUUAGACAGUUGCGCAGCUUUGUGAUUGCUUCGCUCAAAAACUUCUAUAAAAUUUCUGCUGAUACCCCUUACAAGACCCUGGGUGUCCUCCUCUCGCUUUUCGGAAACUAAUGUCUUUAAUUUGACAGAUAGUUUGGGAGGAAAAAUCAUGGAUAUGCCCAUGUCCUUUUACUUCUCCACCGAUGCCACCAUUUUGUUCAGUGGCUGGACGGUACACGAUGCUCUCGGUUUGGGUUUCAGCGUUCUCGCUAUUGCAGCCAUCGCAGUCUUACUGGAGGGGCUGAAACGGUUCGUCUGGUGGCUGGGUAAGAGGAGGCAGAAGGAUCCGCUUGAUGUCCGAAACAACAUCCAGGAAAGCUCUGAUUCACACUCACAGGGCACGUCUCCAUUACUGAGGUCUCUCCAGUUUCCACCAAGUAUACAACACAUCGAGAGGAGGAGGUUAAAAUUCCACAUUGCCCAGUCCCUGCUCCAUGUACUGGAGGUUGUGGGGGCCUACUGUCUGAUGCUGGUGGUCAUGACCUACAACGGCUGGCUGGCCAUCGCAGUCUUCCUGGGUGCCGGCGUCGGCUACUUCGUCUUUGCAGCAAACAUGGACAUCAGAGUAGACGCAGCAGAACAACAGCCUAAAGCACAAAGGCUGUAACUUCAUCGGUUGUUUUGAUAAAAUCAGAUAUCUAAGUAUUUUUUGGAGAGUAUUUUAGGGAAGUCAAUAUAGGAGAAAGUACAUGCAUCACUUAUUUGUGUUCUGCUUAGCUAAAACUUACUAACAUAAUCUUCAAGCAGAUACUGGGAUAAGAGUCAAAACAUCUACUAGCUGUCCAACGGAUUGUUUUUUGUCAGAAAAACAGGGCACAUAGAAAAUAUUUUGACUUUUAUUCAAGCAUUUUGGU